AUGACUAAUUUUACAAAAGAAAAAGAAAGGAAAAAAGCAAAAGAGAUGUUCGGGGAAUGUACAGUCAUAGUGGAGGUGGACAUAGUCACGGUGGACACAGUCACGGUGGUCACCAUCAUCAUCACGGCGGUGGUCAUCAUCAUCAUCAUCACCAUCAUCAUCACAGGUUCGAGCCCUUACGGUGGCUAUUCUGGAUAUGGAUCUGGAUAUGGAUAUGGUGGAGGCGGAGGUGGUGGACUUCUCUCAGUUCUUGGAGGUCUUCUCGGUUUUCGACAGCCGUACUACUCAUCGCCAUCGUACUACUACUCCAACUAUCAAACGUCACCAUACGCUUCCUAUUAUCAGCCGUCGUCAUACUCAUAUUAUCAACCAACAUACUAUCAGAGAGCAGCCUAUACAUGCGAUGUUCAACAAUACAUGAGCAUGAGCGGAACCCGACAACUCUGGUACUGUGUGUGCAGUGGUACAACUUCCUACCAAUACGAUGGUUGUAAUCAUCCAUACUAUGGAUGA
Messenger RNA from Necator americanus (New World hookworm), 513 nucleotides. RefSeq lists its product as uncharacterized. The transcript has 5 exons. The record is from RefSeq and is a predicted model, not a curated record. NCBI's taxonomy places the organism in Eukaryota, Metazoa, Nematoda, Chromadorea, Rhabditida, Ancylostomatidae. Bases 1 to 513 code for a protein of 170 amino acids.